Cherax quadricarinatus is the source of this 507-nucleotide messenger RNA. The record is from RefSeq and is a predicted model, not a curated record. NCBI's taxonomy places the organism in Eukaryota, Metazoa, Arthropoda, Malacostraca, Decapoda, Parastacidae.
AUGGAGGGCAAGAAGGUGUGUUUGGACGAGUCGGUGGCCCUGUCUAGAUCUUCAUGUCUUGUGUACUCCUUCGGUAUCGGCCACGACUUUAGCCUAGACAAAUCCAUGGGAGAAUUUGGAUGUGAAGUAUUUGCCUUCGACGACGAUGAUUAUCACAACAUGUACAUCAAUAAUAUAAUGCCCAGGGUGCAUUUCAUUCACAUUCGCCUUGGUCACUCAGUAGUUUUCUUCACGGAGAUCAACAAGUUAAAGAACUCAACCUUCCUGUACCUGUACAGGCCGCUAGACAACAUUAUGUUCAUACUACAACAUUACAGAGCUAACCUGCAACUUCUGAAGAUGGACGUGGAGGGAGACGAGUGGCAGAUCUUCCAGGACUCUAUCUUUAAGACAGACAUCUUAAACCGCACUAGACAGUUGUCCAUUGAGUUCCACAUGAUGGUUUUCCUGAAGGAUGACCUCGAACCUCAUCAAACCAGAGAUAUAAUCCUGAAAUAUUCCAGCUGA